Molecule: messenger RNA, 324 nt
Organism: Truncatella angustata
Lineage: Eukaryota; Fungi; Ascomycota; Sordariomycetes; Amphisphaeriales; Sporocadaceae
Product: ankyrin repeat protein
Exons: 1
Biological process (GO): innate immune response; proteolysis
Cellular component (GO): cytoplasm
Molecular function (GO): aspartic-type endopeptidase activity; protein binding
Source: RefSeq, a predicted model, not a curated record
CUUAGUAUUUUGCUCGAAUCAGGUGCUAGAGAAAGUAUAGUUGAUACUGCUGGGAACAGUGCAAUACACAUAGCUUCUAGAAGAGGGCACGUCGAAAUGGUUAAGCUGCUCCUCGAUAAAGGCGCUGACUGGUCUGUCCCGAGCAAUGAAGGAUGGUCUCCGGUAAACUCAGCCGCGGGUAACGGACACGCCGAUGUAGUUAAGCUGCUCCUCGAUGAAGGCGCUGACUGGUCUGUCCUGAGCAACAAUGGAUGGACUCUGUUAAACUCGGCCGCGAAUAACGGACACGUUAAUGUGGUUAAACUAGUCCUCGAUAACGGCGCU